This is a messenger RNA of Meriones unguiculatus (Mongolian gerbil), 2913 nucleotides long. It is a transcript of the gene Csk, whose product is annotated as C-terminal Src kinase. Gene Ontology annotation, molecular function: ATP binding; protein binding; protein tyrosine kinase activity. Bases 881 to 2233 code for a protein of 450 amino acids. Lineage: Eukaryota; Metazoa; Chordata; Mammalia; Rodentia; Muridae. Gene Ontology annotation, biological process: regulation of Fc receptor mediated stimulatory signaling pathway; protein phosphorylation; adherens junction organization. The record is from RefSeq and is a predicted model, not a curated record. The transcript has 14 exons.
GCCGCAGCGGGCGGAGGAUCCGGGCCGCGCUUCCUCUCGCCAGGCCUGCGAGCUUCCUCCCAUCGGAGCCCGGGCGAACUGAGGUUGGCCGCCGCCGCCGAGCCUGCUUCCUCCCUUGUCCUCCCGCGCCACGCCGAGCCCUGCCCCGGGGACCCCACCGGGGCCGGGGCCGGGGCCGGGGCCGAGCGGGGCCAACCCCGGCCGCACCGCCGUCGGGGCCGUCCCCGAGCCAGCCGUCCCUCCCGCCCCGCCAGCCUCCGGCCGCCCAGCCUCCGGGGUGUGGGGCGCAGGCACCCCCCGCGGGCCGCGAUCGAACGCCCGGGGCGGCCCCCGGCGGCCGGCGCGACGUCCCCAAACCGAACCUCGGUGGCCGCGUUCGGAAGCGGAACUCUGCCGGGGCCGCGCCGGCUACAUUGUUUCCUCCCCCCGGACUCCCUCCCGCCCCUUCCCCCGCCUUUCUUCCCUCCCCAACCCGGGCUGCGCGGCCGUCCCCCUGCCUGUCUGGCCGUCCUUCCUCCCUCUCUUUUCGCAUCCAUACACCUCUUUGUACCGCACCCCCUGGGGACCCCUGCGCCCCUCCCCUCCUCCUUGGCCGCAUGGACUGUCCUGCAGGCCGCUGAUGCCGCCCGCGGUGAGGUGGCCUGGACCGCAGUGCCCCGAGAGAGGAAUGGACCUCAAGUUGUCAGGCUUGACAGCGAGCGCCUUUCCCUGCUGAGCCGUUUGGCCGGUGCUGCUUUGUUUCCUGUUGCAUUGCUGGGGGAUCGGAACCCAGCUUCAUGUUUGUCACAGCUUGCUGUCCUGGCCUCCGUCACGUGUAGCUCUAAUGGUACCAAGUAACGGAUCGGCCUUCCUGUAGCACGGGGACGCCAGAUCUAAGAAGAUGUCAGCAAUACAGGCCGCCUGGCCAUCCGGUACAGAAUGUAUUGCCAAGUACAACUUCCACGGCACUGCUGAGCAAGACCUUCCCUUCUGCAAAGGAGACGUGCUCACCAUUGUGGCCGUCACCAAGGACCCCAACUGGUACAAAGCUAAGAACAAAGUGGGCCGUGAGGGCAUCAUCCCAGCCAACUAUGUCCAGAAGCGUGAGGGCGUGAAGGCAGGCACCAAGCUCAGCCUCAUGCCCUGGUUCCAUGGCAAGAUCACGAGGGAGCAGGCAGAGCGGCUUCUCUACCCACCGGAGACAGGCCUGUUCCUGGUGCGGGAGAGCACCAAUUACCCCGGGGACUACACGCUGUGUGUGAGCUGUGAAGGCAAGGUGGAGCACUACCGCAUCAUGUACCACGCAAGCAAGCUGAGCAUCGAUGAGGAGGUGUACUUCGAGAACCUCAUGCAGCUGGUGGAGCACUACACCACAGAUGCCGAUGGGCUCUGCACUCGCCUCAUCAAACCAAAGGUCAUGGAGGGCACAGUGGCGGCCCAGGACGAAUUCUACCGCAGUGGCUGGGCGCUGAACAUGAAGGAACUGAAGCUGCUACAGACGAUCGGGAAGGGGGAGUUUGGAGAUGUGAUGCUGGGGGAUUACCGAGGCAACAAAGUUGCAGUCAAGUGCAUUAAGAAUGACGCCACUGCCCAGGCCUUCCUGGCUGAAGCUUCUGUCAUGACGCAACUUCGGCACAGCAACCUGGUCCAGCUGCUGGGUGUGAUUGUGGAGGAGAAGGGUGGACUGUAUAUCGUCACAGAGUACAUGGCCAAGGGGAGUUUGGUGGACUAUCUUCGAUCACGUGGUCGUUCGGUGCUAGGUGGAGACUGUCUCCUCAAAUUCUCACUAGACGUCUGCGAGGCCAUGGAGUACCUGGAGGGCAACAAUUUCGUGCACCGGGACUUGGCUGCCCGGAACGUGCUGGUGUCUGAGGACAACGUGGCCAAAGUCAGUGACUUUGGCCUCACCAAGGAAGCGUCCAGCACUCAGGACACAGGCAAACUGCCGGUCAAGUGGACAGCUCCUGAAGCCUUGAGAGAGAAGAAAUUUUCCACCAAGUCCGAUGUGUGGAGUUUCGGAAUCCUUCUCUGGGAAAUCUAUUCCUUUGGGCGAGUGCCUUACCCAAGAAUUCCCCUGAAGGACGUCGUCCCUCGGGUGGAAAAGGGCUAUAAGAUGGAUGCCCCGGAUGGCUGCCCGCCCGCAGUCUACGAGGUCAUGAAGAACUGCUGGCACCUGGAUGCUGCCACACGGCCCACCUUCCUGCAGCUCCGCGAGCAGCUGGAGCACAUCAAAACCCACGAGCUGCACCUGUGACCUCUGCCUCCGCCUAGGCCACAGGCCUGCAGGGUCAGGGCCUAGAAGAUCUGGGAGCUGGUGCCCUGCGGCUCACUGGCCUGAACUUGAACUGAGCCCCAGCGGGCUGGUCGGCCUCUUGCCUCUGACCUGCCUGUCCCUUCUGGCCCCCCAGGGACCCCACCUAGUCCUGGCAUCUUCUCUCAUGGACCCACAUGUAGGGCUUGGGGCUCCCACUGAAGGGGCUAAGAAGGGAGGAGGCCCAGCAGCAGGAGGCAGCGCCCCUGUGGUCGGCCUUCUCUUGGCCUCACAUCAUUCGCCUUCUUAGAGUUUUAUUCCUUUCCUUUUUUGAGAUUUUUUUUCGUGUGUUUAUUUUUUAUUAUUUUUCAACAUAAGGAGAAAGAAAGUACCCAGCAAAUGGGCAUUUUACAAGAAGUACGAAUCUUAUUUUUCCUGUCCUGCCCCUGGGGGUGGGAGGGACCAGCCUCUCUCUAGGGACCCAUCACCCCAGCCUGUUCCCCAUCCCGUGUUCCAUGUCCAGUGUUGCCUCGGUCGCCUAUGUUUGCGCUUGACCAUGUUGCACUGUUUGCAUGUGCCCGAGGCAGGCGUCUGUCAGGGGCUUGGAUUUCAUGUGCUGUGGCCGCUCACUUUACCGCCUUGUGAGAUGGAAUCCUAAUAAACCACUCCAUGAGGACACCGCC